Corticium candelabrum is the source of this 7272-nucleotide messenger RNA. RefSeq names its product rootletin-like. The transcript is spliced from 18 exons. Bases 266 to 7003 code for a protein of 2245 amino acids. The record is from RefSeq and is a predicted model, not a curated record. Lineage: Eukaryota; Metazoa; Porifera; Homoscleromorpha; Homosclerophorida; Plakinidae.
CUUGCUAAUUGAUAUCCAAGCUUGAUGAAAUUGUGAUGUGCCUCACGUGCGUUCAGCAAGCCAUUUAACUAUUGUGUCUAUGACGUUUAUCUCAAGUCGCCUUUCUCUCACAAAGCGAGCUUCAGCCAAAGCGUAAACGAACGCAGUGGUUGCCAGGUGUCACUUACUUGUGUUUACCACAAACACAGCCUCUUUACUCUCCUGAUCGAUGCACAUACGGUAGGUGAGAAGCCGAGCAGUGUAUUGUAAGCGAUCUACGACGACUAUGGCUGCUCUGAGUGAAGUCAGCUCGUUGUCUGCAAGGAACAAGGCUCUGCUGGCUCACCCGAGAGUCGAGGAAGUGAUCAGGAGGUUGGAGGCGGCUUGUAUUCGCGUUCAAACUGAUGACGCGAUCCCUGUGAUGUCCCGGGACUCUGCAAGCUCUCAGCACAUUCCACAACGUAUUCGUGAGAUAGUUGAUGAAUGUCUCAACGGGCCUACUGUGAGUAUCACUCAUCUACGUGAUCUACCCAAUGGUCACGGGAAAAGUUUAGCAAGAGAUGGUAUUGAUGGAAUGUCAGAUGUAUCUCCCAGUACUGUCCUUGAAGAUGAGAAUGCACUGUUGCAAAAAGAAGUGCGGCGAUUGGAGUCAUUGCUGAAGAAAUCUAGAGCUGACAGAGAAGACUUGGGAGAAAAGUACAUCUCAGUCUCUGAGCGACUGGAACGAGCUCUUAGAUAUGAGCAAGACAAAAGCAGCAUUGACAUGGAGCACCAAGCAUUACUUGAGCAGAGCAGUAGACUGAAACGACAGCUGACAGAGCAGCAGGAAGAAUACAAAGUUGAGAUUAAAGGAUAUCAAGACUCUCAAGAGAAACAAGCAAUCCUUGUACAGAAAUUGCAAUCCAAAUUGCUGCAAUAUAAACAGAAGUGUGGAGAGCUGGAAGAUAAAGUUGUUCUGGAAGAGAAGAAUGGCUCUGAAAAACAGUCCGAGUUGGAGAGAACCGUUGCAACACUCCAGGGUCAGCUGUCAGCUGCUAGUCAGAAAAUGGUUCAACUGAGAGACUCUCAUACUGAAGAACUUCAUGCGGCUCUUAGUAAAGUUGAUGAAGAAAAGAAGAAGACAACUGAGGCUAGAGCAGCGUUUGCAAGGCUUCAGCAGCAGAUGCAAGAGAUGAAGGAACAGAAUCAACGGCUCACGAUGGACAUACACAAACUGACAACAGAUUGGACACAUGCCAGAGAAAUGUUGGAACACAAAGACAGGGAAUGUGAUGAAAAGCUGAAGACUCAAGUACAAAUUAUGACCAGUACAUUCAAGACACAGUUGUCUAGUUUGCUGCCGAUGCUGUCAACAUUAAAGACUCAACAGCUGAUUCUUAAGACGGAUGUUGAAAGGGAUGUUGGUAAUUUGAGUGUUUUGGUUGCCAAUGCACUGAAGGAACUUCUAGAACGUUUCCAGCAGGAACAGCAUCAUUAUGAAGAACAAGUAUUCAAGUGGCAGAGCAAAAGUAAUCGGCAAGGAGAAGAUCUCAGACAGGCACACGAGGAAAUCAAUGGACUGAAACUUUCUAGUGAACAAAACUUUGCUGAUUGCCAAAAAAGAACAAUGGAGAUGACACAGAAGCUUGAUGAUGUGAACAGAGAAAAGCUGUCACUGCAGCAGCUCCUGGAUGGUAGAGAAGACCUAAUCAGAUUGCUGAAUGAGAAGAUAGCAUCACUGGAGGUACAGAACUCUGAAUUGACUGAACAGAAAACUGAUGGCCAAGUUCGACUCGAGUCUGUUGAAACUGCUAAUGUAUUACUGCAGGAUGCAUUAAAGCAAGUUGCUAGCUUGGUCCAGUCGCAGUCUGCUCCUAAAGACAAAACAGCUGAGCCAGUUGCAUCACUACCUCUUGUCUUGUCUUCAGAUCGUGUUUCUCCUGUUGGCUUGUGUCAGCCCUCACCAGGUCACACACAGUCACUUGGAUCAUCACCUAAAUCUGUAGGGAAAACAAAGAGAACUUUGGUUUUUACAUCAACAAGAAUUCCCGUUCGACCUGAUUCUGCGAUGCAUCUUCAAGGCUUAUUUUCCCCAAAUCCAAGAGUUGGUCACAGUCCCAAACAAGAUGUAAUACAUAAAUCAUCAUCUGAAGGCUCUUUAACUGUAUCCUCAUCGUCGAGUUCUACUGAUGUGCAAAGUCAGCUGGCCACAGGUCAUAGUAUUGAUGAUCAUCAAAUGCAAUCUAUUGCUAUGCCAAGUAGUGCAAGUGACAGUGGGGUGGAGAGUUUAGUUAUGGAGACAAUGGAGACAGUGAAGCAGUGUGUGGAGUGCUCUGCAACUGAAAAAGAGAAGUUGCAGAUGCUUGCAAGCAGACUUGAGGCUGACUGCCAGGAGAAAGAUCGACAAGUAGAAUCACUGGAAGGAGAAGGAACUGCUCUUGCUAAAGCAAUUGCUGUACUGAAGACCGAUCUGGAAACAAGCAAUCAAACAAUAGCAGAUGUUACACAUGCCAAAGAUCAGUGCAGAGAAGAGAUGGAAAGAAGUCAGAAUGAGAACGAUAGCCUGAAGAGGCAGCUGUCCGAUAGCGAAGCUUGCUGUCUGGACAUACAGAAUCGUUUAGAAAAAUUGAAAAAUGAAGUAGAGCAAUUGUCUGAAGUGAAUCAAGGCUUACUCCAGACUCGAAAUGAUCUUGAAGUCACCAAUCAAGAACUGACUGAUGAGCUGGUGUCAGUGAAGGAGAAGGUAGAAGAAAGUCAAGAAAAAGUUGCUGAAGGAGAGGAGGCUAUGAAAGAGCUAGAGAGUGAAAUGAGUCAUCUCAAGAGACAAAUAAAUGAUCUUCAAAAAACCGGUGACGAUCUUCAGAAUGAGAUGACAGUUCUGAGAACUGAAAGAAGUGAACUGCAGUCUAACCUGGCAGUUGUUGAACAAACCAAAGAUGAUGUUGAGAGGAGGCUAACUCGCAGCAAAGAGUCUUACAAGUCACUGAAGGAUGAGAACACGAAAUUGAUUGGACAAGCAGCUGCUCUAGACGACAAGGUGGCUCACCUUGAGUCUCGAUUGAGAGAUGUGACUGUAGAGAAAGAUAGUGCUAGUACUCGCGCUACUCGCUUAUCACAGUCAGCCCAGAAGUUGAGUACUGACGUGGAUGACCUACAGCAUCAAGUAGCUCGAUAUGAGACGAGUGUCCAGCAACUUAAUGAUCAACUGGCUGUUGUCAACAAAAACAAAAUAGAGUUGUCUUCUCAAUUGACACACAGCCAACAUCAUGUUAGACAACUGGAGCAGUCACUGUCCUCUGCUAGAACACAACUGACCACAGUACAACAAACAGUGAAGCAACUUGCAGACGAAAAGGCGCACUUGGAUGUUGAAAAGAUGGGAAUGGAAAGAAGGUUGGCGUCUAUGAAGGAUGAAAAUACCUCUUUGGAAAUUGCAUUGGAUACAGCAAGAAGGAACGUACGGGAAGCAACGGAAAGGGUGUCAGACAUGAAAAUUCGCUUGGAGCGAGAAGUGACCAAGGUAGCAGUCGAGUCUGAGGCAAAGAAGCAGCUUGAACUGGAUCUGAGUCAAGUUCAGACACAGCUGAACGGUACGCUGUCUGAGAAAGAGGACGAAGUAAUAAGAUUACUAACAGAGAAGACUGCAUUGGAGAAUAGGCUGGAAGAGCUCAAUAACGAGAGGGAUAGUCUGAUAAGUGCCAGUCAAGAAGAGAGAGAUGCUCUGGUCGAGCAAUUUAAGAGAGAGGAUGAACGCAAGAGACUUGAAGCGGAAAGAAUGCGAGAAGAGACGGUGCUGAACGUAUCUCGAGAACGUCGAAUGGAAGUAGGCAAAUUGGAAAACGAGAAAGCCGCUUUGGUUGAACAGUUGAGGAAGUUACAACGCGACAAAGAAGCAGGAGAGUUAAAAAUGUCUACCAUGCAUAGUAUGACUGACUAUGCUGCUCUUAAAGAACAACAGGAGUCACUGGAGCAGCGAGUCUUCGAGUUGGAAUCAGAACUGCAAGACAGCAAGAUGAAGACUCGAUCAACCAAACAAACUCUCACUGAAAAGGAAGCAGAAGUCGAUAGAAUAAUAGCCGAGUUGCGUAUCGUCAGGUCAUCAGCUGAAAACUCUAGGUGUGCGCUAGAGGAGAGCAAGAAGUUAGCUAGUGAGCUGGAGUCUUCUCGUCAAAAGCACGUUGAGGAGUUGAAGGAGCUGAAAAGUCAAUUGAGAUCAGUUGAACAAGAGAAAGAAGAAUCUGUUCGAGAAACGGAAAGAGUGAGGCAACGUUUGAAAGAUCUGGAAGAGAGAAAGAAAUCUCUGCAGCAGGAGAGAGGGCAGCUGUUGGAAAAUAUUUCCGAGCUGGAGAAGUCAAGUGGAGGACAGCAGUUUGAAGUAGAUAAUCUCAAACUAAAACUUUCACAAGACGAAAGUGAACUGAUGACGCUGGGAAUGCAAUUACAGAACGCAAGACACAAACUAGGAGCAGCCGAAGAGAGUCACUUGAAGGCCCAACAGGAAAACGUUCAGUUACGAAUGAGUCAGCAAGAAUGCGAGGAGCAGUACUUAGAACUGCGUCGCCAGUCAGAAUCUCUUUCACUAAAAGCGGCUCAACUGAAAGAGGCCGUCGCUGGCAAAGAGUCGGAAGUUAGGGAGCUCACGCGCAGACUUGAAGCAGAGAUGAGAUCCAAGUGUGAAGCACAGUCUCAAUUGAUCGAAUGCCAGCGUAAGCUCCAAUUGGAGAUAAGCUCGAGUGAGGAGCAACGGGUCCGGGUGACCGCACUUGAAGCGCAGGUGGAUAUCAUUACGGGGUCUGCUCUGCGCGCUCCGUCGUCUCCCAGCAGUAAACUCCAACAGGCUCUCGAGGAGUCUCGACAACAGCUGCGAGCUAUAGAACAGAUCAAAGCGAGUCUCGAGACGCGGGUUCACGUCCUGGACGCAGAGAAUGCCAGUUUGUCUUCUCAACUACUAGUUGUCAAGGAGGAUAGGAAACGGCUGCAACGGGACCUCCACGGUUUGAUAUCAGCGGUCGAAUCGCCGCGUGGUGCACGUGGAGAUGAGUCUGUCUUGGAAUCGGGAUUUCAUUCGGGGUUGCAUUCUUCUCCGAGAGUUAAACCACACACGGCAGUUCGUCUUUUCCAGGAUUCUCCUUACGGCCGGGAUACUGUCGUCGAGCAGUCGAGACCUGAGCUCAUGUCGUCUCCGUUGCCUGUCUCUUCCUCUAAAGUGAAGCAAAUUGAGGGAAAUUUAGUGUCUUUGAAAAACAUUCUAAAAAACAAAGAACGAGAACUGGCAAGUGUUCGGUCAGAGAGCUUAGACAAGGAUACGAAGAUUUGGGAACUGGAGACGCUCGUUAGCAAGACCAAAUCUCGGUUGGAUGGCUUAGGAGCACUUCUAGGUCAUUUUUCAUUGUCUGGUCAAAGUCCCGGAGAUAAACUGUCUAGUCUGGAAGGUGCUCUUUACAAGCAGAACGAGAACAAUUUAAAAUUGGAACGAGAAGCGAGUACAUUGAGAGCUGACCUUGCACGCCUUCGUUUGAAGCUGCAGUCCGUUGAAUCGGAGCUUGAAUCUAUGAGAGAGCAGAAUCAUCUACUGAGAGAAUCGCGUGAUGCUUUGUUAGAAGGCGAAGUUGCUAGGAAGCGAGCUGGAACGUACGCUAAAGAAAAAGAACAAGAAGCGGAAAAGAUACGACAAAAGCUCAGUGCAACGAGAAGAGACCUGCUCCACUCUCAAAAACAAGAAGAAGCAAACGCUAGCGAAAUUAUGCGUUUGACUACUGACCUGAAGCAAAUCCAGGAUACAUUUAGUAGACAGCAAAGACACGCAGCCGAAGUUUCCAAAGAACUCCCAAUAUUGUCUGAGCAGAAGAUAAGAUUAGAAGCAGAGAUCAUUACCAGCAAGGCAACUGUCGCUAGAUUAGAAAGAGAAAUGGCGGAGUUGAAACAGCAGCUUGCAUUUGCCCACGACAGUCAACAGAACACGAGGUCCCACAAGUUGUCUCUUGAGCAAAAGAGCAGAGAGUUAGAGUCUGCCGUAUUGGUACAGAGAGGUUUGAUUGCUGAACUCGAAGCGAAGUUGAGUGCAACCAAAAGAGAACUAGAGAGCAAUGUGCAACGUGCAUCAGCAUUGGAAAUGCAGCUACGGAAUUGUGCUGGUGAGCGGGAUGCGUUGUGUAAACGAGUGGAAAUACUGAAGAGAACGCAAAAGGAGAGCGAAACUCAGAUAUCCUCCUUACAGCUUCGCCUGUCGGACCUUCAAAAGUUACUGAAUCACACAGAGACUGCUCAGAUUAGAGCAACUGGAGAUUUGAAGGAGUCAGAAGAAGUGAGGAGACAAACCAGAGAAGAGUUGAAGUCGGUCAGGUUUCAGUUGGAGACGGUCAAACGAGAAUACGAAAAAGUGCAAACAGAGCUAUCUAGGUGCGUCAAAGAGAGCGCAAACAUGAAGAGCGAACUUGAACAAGAACGUGCUCGCUAUAUGAAAUUACUUCAAGGCUCUAAUGACCAGUCUCAGAUGUCUCAGUCACUAGCUCGAGAUCUAGAGAAUGACAAGGAUUCGUUGAAAAGGAAACUGAUGAUUCAAGAAGCGGAGAACAGAGAGUUAGAAUCGCGACUACUUCAGGCCCGGGAGGCUUUGAGACUUGAAACAGAGGAGCUAACUCAAAGGGUGUCAAGAAUGGAAGUGGCUCACGAGAGUGAAUUGCAGAGGAUGUACGAUGUGCAACGCAGAAGCGAAAGCGAAACCGUUGACCGGUUGAGGCAGAGAAUCAGAGAAUUAGAGGCAAAGGUUACCAAGUUACAGACAGAACUCGCUGAUCGCGCUCGUAAGAAGCAACGAUACAUAGCCAAAACAGCAGAGAAAGAUCGAGAAAUUCGAAAGCUUCAGGGACUGCUAGGCGACUCUUUCCGGAAUGUGGCCGGGUCGUCCUUCCUUGAUCCGGAUGUUUUGCAAAGGGAGACGAGCCGCCUCAACCAAUCUGGCAUGUCAGUCGGCAGCGAAGCAUCACGUCACUCUAUGCUGUCUCCUGUAUAUAGCAGCACACCAAGAGGCACGAGAAGGAAAUGAACAUUGUUGAGUGAAGAUUUAGGGUAAAGAGGUAAUUAAAUCAGAAAUUUUAAUUGAACGUAUCUAUCCGUGUGUGAACGUUGCAAGCAAGAUAUUUGCAUGCUUGUUGUAGUAUUGUAAUUUGUAGCCACUAGACAAGACUGGUAAACAGUAUUCGUAAUAGCUCGUAUGAUAGUUUCGCAGCGGCAACCACUACUAGUAGUAGUAGGGACUUUAUUCUUCUCUCUGUAUGUCACAAAUGUCUCCAACUGAGAAAACUGGAAGCAGUA